Molecule: messenger RNA, 2028 nt
Organism: Eimeria acervulina
Lineage: Eukaryota; Apicomplexa; Conoidasida; Eucoccidiorida; Eimeriidae
Product: GTPase regulator, putative
Exons: 5
Coding region: 1-2028 (675 amino acids)
Source: RefSeq, a predicted model, not a curated record
AUGCUGCGCUGCAGCACAGGAGACACUUUGACAGGUCUCCGCGUCCUUCAAGUAGAUGCUGCUCGGGGCAGGCUGCAGCUGACGACUCGGCCCGAAGCAGAAGUGCAGCGGCUGCAGCAAUGGAAGGAGCAGGCGCUGCGCAUUGGGGGACAGAAGAUAAGAGAGGAGACACCUGAGGAGAAGUUUGCGAAGAUUGCUGCAGCCUUAAAGCUGCUGGAGAGACACCGGAAGAAGAAGCAGGCGGGUGGAGGAGCUGCUUCCACUGCUGCUGCUGCUGCUGCUGCUGCUGCUGCUGCUGGCGGCGCUGCAGCAGGCUCUGUCUCUGUCUCCGUUGCUCCCCCACAGAGAAGUGUCUCCUCGGAGACACUCACACAGAAGCAGCUGGAGGUUCUCUUCCCAGGCUAUUCAGCAGCAGAUGUUGAUGAAGCUUUAUCUCUGCUAGAGACAGAAAGGAGACACCGGGAGCUGCUGCGCAUGCAAGAAGAAGAACGAAAGGCCCGCAAACGCCACCCCAGGUUUCUGCGUCAGAGUGCUGACGAUCUUUCGAUAGAAGACGCGAAGCAGCUGCUUAAAAAGGAGUCGGGGCUUGUAACGAUAGAUAUGCUGCAGCAAGACGCAGCAAAAUAUGCCGAAAGAGCGGGGCUUGCUGCAGCAGAUGUCCCUGUCUUAGGGGCUGACGGCAUCCCCGUGCUGCAGCAGAUACCUAUAAAAGAUAUACAGACUCGUACACAAACGCAUGCAAUCCGUAGCCAUGCUGCAGCAACAGACACCGCUUCAGCAGCAGCAGCAGCAGCAGCAGCAGCUUCCCCUGCUGCUGCAGGGAAGAAUGCUGCUGCAACAGAGACAGCUGCAGGAGAGACAGCUGCAGCAGACGGAGAAGUAUUAGAAACGGCUGCAGGAGAGACAGCUGCAGCAGAGGGAGAACAAAUAGAGAGAGAAGCAGCAGAGACAGCAGCAGCAGCAGCAGAAAGAGAGGCAGCCGAAGGCUUGGAGGAGGAGGUUGAGGUGUCACUGGAGACACUGCAAAGGGAGCUCAAGGCCUAUGAUACCCCGCAGCAGCAGCAGCAGCAGCAGCCUCGGGAUAGAAAGGAGAAUCUGUCUCCUUAUAAAGAUCGGAAGAAAGACAGGAAAGGAGACAUCAACCCACUUGGGUGUCUAGACACCUCAGAAGAAGAGACAGCUGAGCAAGUGACAGCAGCAGAACUUGCUGCUUUUUUCUCGAAGUCUGAAGCAGAUCUGCUGCAGUCUCUGAAGAAAGAAAGAAGCAGAGACAAAAAAGGAGACAGUGCAGCAGCAGCAGCUGCUGCUGCACACCGAGAGGAGAUACGACAACUCAUCAAAGGAGAACACGAAGCAGCAAUGCAUGCGCUGCUAAGCAGGAACGAAGGAGCCCCAAAGGAGACACCUAAAGAGACACCUGAAGAGACACCUGAAGAGGCAGCAAAGGAGGCUGCAAAGGAGACAGAGGAAAGCAUAGGGGGUGAGGGAGGAGAUGAGGAGACUCUGGGGGAUGUGCAGCACUCGGAGGUGCUUCAAACGAUCCGGGAUCGUCUCCAAGGCGAUCCCGAGUUGCGUCGAGAGCUGCGGCUCCGUGGGGAGACACCUGAAAGCAUUGCUACACAAAUACAGCAGAUUCUCUUUGAUGUAACAGGUCUCGCCUCUAUGCUGCAGCAGCAGCAGCCGAGGGCGUCGAAGCCCAGCGCUGUCUCCGGCCCCCGCAGAAGGCUUGGUCAAGGAGACAGAAGCCUCAGAGCUCGCAUCCCCAAGACACCACCUGCUGCUGCUGCUGCUGCUGCUCCCUCUGGCGGCCCUCGUGCUGCAGAGGAUGAGGAGGAGGAGGGCUUCAGCAGCUGUCUCUUCCAGCUGUCUGGGGAGGAGGUGUCUCCUUUGUUGCGGGAGGCCUCAUCUGAGAGGAGACAGAAAAAAGGAGACAGCGGAAUGCAGCAAGCAGACAAUUUAUCUUUUAUUCAAAGACAAAGAACAAGAAGAAACAGCCCCAUGAGCAGACGCAGACAAAAGAGACAGUGA